AUGCCUCGACACCAGCAGAAACCGUCCGAGCUCGCGCUGCAGAGCAAGAACCCGACCCUGAACCUGAAUCAUGGCCCCGCGAAUGGUGCAAUCCAGCAGCCGCAGCCGCCUGCAGACAGCAGCCCAAUGAACCUCCAGGGCGUCGAUCUUGGCUCCUUCGGCGGCGGCUUCGAACACGACGUUGCUGCAGGCCUCACGCCGUUGCCCUCCCUGCCGGCUUCACCACCUGGCUCUCCCCGGCAAACCAACCAAACCAACCGCCGAGACCGGUCCAAAAGCUUUCUCACCAACUUCAAGAGCAGGAUCUCGCCCGAACAGGAGCAGCGGCAGCAGAAGAAGGAAUUACGGCAAGGGAGCAAUGAGGACGACGCAGACCGGCCCCCGACCAGCAGCACACACAGCAUGGCAUCCAAGAUAUACACCAUACGGCGGAACGGAAGCACACCCGAAUUGAGCUUGGUGGGCAGCAACGAGAAGCUGCGCAAGGACUCAGCAGAGGACCGCGACGCACCACCUUUACCGGGUCCGAGACCUCAACCGACACCUCACCAGAGCGAAGACAGCACCACGAGCCAACAACGGCGGCAGAGAGAACAAGGGGUAAACAGGCCCAGGAUAUUCAGAUCAAAAUCGAUCCGACGAGACUCCGACUCGAACAAGUCACGGCCAAAGAUGAAUACCAAGGACUCCUUCGAGCACCCACCAAACACUGCACCUCUGCAGUCCGACUGGCCGGGCUCGAACGCACGGAUGCAGGGCAAGGGUAAAGAGGCGGACAAGCGUGGCAAGUCGGCUGAGCGUGUAUCGGCUCACCAGAGCGAGGAGAAUCUUCACGGCAAGAGCAAGCAACAAGGCGGUGGUUUACGGACUAGCAAUCCGUUCGGCGCCGGCAUGAAGCAGAUCAGUCGGACGAGCAAGGGCUUCCUUGGCAAGUUUGGCCGAAGCGGUAGCAGUAACAAGGAGCGCGAGGUGACUGACGCCGAGUAUCAACUGCGGGUCAUCAACCUGCCACUGAUUGAGCAGACACGCAUUACACGCAUCAGCAAGAAGCUAUCAGGAUGCCGGGACAAGACCGAGUACUGGAUGCCAAGUCUGCCUUGGAGAUGCAUAGACUACCUCAACACGAACUGCGAGAAUGAGGGCCUCUAUCGUAUUCCUGGAAGUGGACCUCAAGUCAAACACUGGCAGCGCCGAUUCGACACCGAGCUCGACAUCGAUCUUCUCUCCGAAGAGGUACGUGACACGAACGAAAUCGCCAGUAUGCUGAAGGCCUGGCUGCGCGAGUUGCCCACGGAAAUCAUGCCUGUCGACCUCCAGAAACAUCUUGCCAGAGAGCUCGAGGAAGAGAAUCCACAAUACAAGAAUGUUGGACAGCCUGCGUCUCAGAAGCUACGCGACACUCUUUCCGACCUGCCGCCUUUCAACUACUAUCUGCUCUUCGCCAUUACUUGCCAUCUUUCGCUCUUGUUAACCAACAAGGAUCGCAACAAGAUGGACCUCAACAACCUUGCAGUCUGUGUCGGUCCGUGCCUCAACUUGGAGCGUUGGCUAUUCAACUAUCUAGUCGGUGAUUGGCGGCACUGCUGGCAAGGGUGCUAUACAGAGAAGGAUGCUCUCAAGAUUGAAGAGGCCGUCGAGGCCGGUCAUGAUCCUCCAGCUCCUUCAGGCUCAAAUCAUACCGAUUCAGCUUCUCUGGAGUCUUCUAUGAGGGCCACGACUCUCGACGACAGCGCGUCCGAAGCACAUUCCAUGGAUGAUCGAGCGAUCAGCAGCGGCACUGGAAGUACUGCGAGCAGGCCAAUGGCCGGAUACGAUGACAACGGCAAGUCUCACUCACGCGACAACUCUCGGCCACGGGAGAAUGCGAAACCAGCGACCUACCUUCCACAGGGUACAAAGGGAUUCUCGAACGGCGCUGUCGGCCUCGGCAUCAAUGAUGAGCCCAAGCGGCCAUCAACUGCAGACAAUCGCAAUGCGCCUAUCGAUGGCAACAUGACCGGCAUGCAAAGCAUCAACACCAAUGCUGGCAUGAACAACCGGACGAGCAGCACCACCACUACACCUCGCAUGGGCCAUAGUCGCAGCAGAAGCGACUUGCCUCCCACACCUGUCAAGACCAAUGCCGACGCCGACUGGUCAUUCCCGGUACAUGCACAACGCUGA
Fulvia fulva is the source of this 2163-nucleotide messenger RNA. RefSeq names its product putative Rho-type GTPase-activating protein 2. Gene Ontology annotation, cellular component: cytoplasm. The record is from RefSeq and is a predicted model, not a curated record. The transcript has 3 exons. Gene Ontology annotation, biological process: signal transduction; regulation of GTPase activity. Bases 1 to 2163 code for a protein of 720 amino acids. Lineage: Eukaryota; Fungi; Ascomycota; Dothideomycetes; Mycosphaerellales; Mycosphaerellaceae.